This is a messenger RNA of Oncorhynchus masou masou (cherry salmon), 786 nucleotides long. Its product is annotated as protein PBMUCL2-like. The record is from RefSeq and is a predicted model, not a curated record. The transcript is spliced from 3 exons. Gene Ontology annotation, molecular function: calmodulin binding; microtubule binding. Gene Ontology annotation, cellular component: microtubule. Lineage: Eukaryota; Metazoa; Chordata; Actinopteri; Salmoniformes; Salmonidae. The coding region runs from base 1 to 786 and encodes 261 amino acids. Gene Ontology annotation, biological process: microtubule cytoskeleton organization.
AUGGCAGCCCAGGGCCAGCAGAGUCCUGGAGGAACAACUAAGGACAAAGACACUGUGUUUCCCCAGACAACUAAGGACAAAGACACUGUGUUUCCCCAGACAACUAAGGACAAAGACACUGUGUUUCCCCAGACAACUAAGGACAAAGACACUGUGUUUCCCCAGACAACUAAGGACAAAGACACUGUGUUUCCCCAGACAACUAAGGACAAAGACACUGUGUUUCCCCAGACAACUAAGGACAAAGACACUGUGUUUCCCCAGACAACUAAGGACAAAGACACUGUGUUUCCCCAGACAACUAAGGACAAAGACACUGUGUUUCCCCAGACAACUAAGGACAAAGACACUGUGUUUCCCCAGACAACUAAGGACAAGGACACUGUGUUUCCCCAGACAACUAAGGACAAAGACACUGUGUUUCCCCAGACAACUAAGGACAAAGACACUGUGUUUCCCCAGACAACUAAGGACAAAGACACUGUGUUUCCCCAGACAACUAAGGACAAGGACACUGUGUUUCCCCAGACAACUAAGGACAAAGACACUGUGUUUCCCCAGACAACUAAGGACAAAGACACUACAACUAAGGACAAAGACACUGUGUUUCCCCAGACAACUAAGGACAAAGACACUGUGUUUCCCCAGACAACUAAGGACAAAGACACUGUGUUUCCCCAGACAACUAAGGACAAGGACACUGUGUUUCCCCAGACAACUAAGGACAAAGACACUGUGUUUCCCCAGACAACUAAGGACAAAGACACUGUUUCCCCAGACAACUAA